Molecule: messenger RNA, 387 nt
Organism: Linum trigynum
Lineage: Eukaryota; Viridiplantae; Streptophyta; Magnoliopsida; Malpighiales; Linaceae
Source: the annotation of a GenBank genome assembly
AUGAGCUCAACAAUACUGCAUUCAGAAGCCAGCAAGUUGAGUUUGAUCAAAAUAGCAGCCAGAAGGACCAUCCUCAGGAUGCCUCUUUGCAAGGAUUCUCGUGUAGGCAUUCACAGCAGCCUUGGAGAUGCUGUAUGCUGGCAGCAUCGAUGGCACGUUCCGCCAGCCUCGAGGUUGUCAUCUUUGCAAUCUUGCAGAAACCUCUUCACCAUAUCAUCCAUCUUGUUCUCAUUCAGUGUCUCAACAUCUCCAAGUUGGUUCCUCACGUCCUCGCUAGGGAUCCUUCGUAGCUCCCCUCGGAGGGAGGAGAUGUUAACUAUCCUGGCACCACAAGUGGAGAGCUUGAGGAGUGGGAGGAGAACCUCAGUUGUUGCCUUGACGCCAUAG